GGUCCCAGGGGAGCAGUUUGGGGUUUUGGAGACUCCCUGGAGCUUUGGGGGUCCCAGGGGAGCAGUUUGGGGUUUUGGAGACUCCCUGGAGCUUUUGGGGUCCCAGAGAUCCCACGUCAGAGCUCUGGGGGGUCAGAGUGUGUCCAGUGGGGGGUUCAGGGGGGUCCAGCCCCCCCGUGACCCCCCUGUGUCCUUCCAGUCCCCGAAGGAGCCGGAGCAGCUCCGGAAGCUUUUCAUCGGCGGCCUCAGCUUUGAAACCACAGACGAGAGCCUGAGGAGCCACUUCGAGCAGUGGGGGACCCUGAGAUGGGGGGGAAAACUGAGAUGUGAAGGGCUGGGGGGGCCCAGACAGGACUCCCAGCGGCCCGGCGCCCACCUGACGGUGAAGAAGAUCUUCGUGGGGGGCAUCAAGGAGGACACGGAGGAGCAUCACCUGCGGGACUAUUUCGGGCAGUACGGCAAGAUCGAGGUCAUCGAGAUCAUGACCGACCGCGGCAGCGGCAAAAAGCGCGGCUUCGCCUUCGUCACCUUCGACGACCACGACUCGGUCGACAAGAUCGUCAGUGAGUCCUCCUGGGGGGCCUUGGGGGGCCCUGGGGCUGGACCUAUGGGGACCCCCUGGUACCCCCCCAUGACCCCCUUUGCCCCGUGCCCAGGUUACGGGGGCGGCGGCGGCCCCGGUUACUCGGGGGGUAACCGCGGCUACGGCGGCAGCGGCUCCUACGACGGCUACAACAACGGCGGCGGCGGCUUCGGCGGCGGCAGCGGCGGCAGGAGACCCGCCCGGGGACCAGCGCUGGCCGUGCGCAACGGGCUGGCCGAGGCGGGCACAGGUGGGACCCCCCGGGAUGGCAGGGAACACCCUGGGAUGGCGGGGAACACCAGGGAGCACCCUGGGAUGGCAGGGAACACCAGGGAGCACCCUGGGACACCAGGGGACACUCUGGGAUGGCGGGGAACACCAGGGAGCACCCUGGGAUGUCAGGGAACACCAGGGAACACCCUGGGAUGGCGGGGAACACCAGGGAGCACCCUGGGA
Molecule: messenger RNA, 1039 nt
Organism: Lepidothrix coronata (blue-crowned manakin)
Lineage: Eukaryota; Metazoa; Chordata; Aves; Passeriformes; Pipridae
Product: heterogeneous nuclear ribonucleoprotein A1-like
Exons: 3
Molecular function (GO): RNA binding
Source: RefSeq, a predicted model, not a curated record